AUGGCCAUUACACCAGUAGCUAAGGAACGUUGUCAUGACUUCUUGUUUUUGAAGAUCAAUGUUCGCGUCAGGACUAUGGAUGCCGAACUGGAGCUCGCAAUCCAGUCGAACACCACCGGCAAGCAAUUAUUCGAUCAGAUUGUCCAAACGAUUGGUAUUCGUGAAAUAUGGUAUUUUGGACUUCAGUAUACCGACACGAAAGGUGAAGCUUCCCCACUUUUCCUUAUCUUCAAGGGUGUAUUUGCCAUAGCGGCCAUCUAUAACAACGAUUCUCGCUAA
This is a messenger RNA of Cooperia oncophora, 279 nucleotides long. The record is from the annotation of a GenBank genome assembly. Lineage: Eukaryota; Metazoa; Nematoda; Chromadorea; Rhabditida; Trichostrongylidae.